Cephus cinctus (wheat stem sawfly) is the source of this 4421-nucleotide messenger RNA. RefSeq names its product transcription factor EC (gene Mitf). The transcript is spliced from 7 exons. Bases 605 to 2089 code for a protein of 494 amino acids. NCBI's taxonomy places the organism in Eukaryota, Metazoa, Arthropoda, Insecta, Hymenoptera, Cephidae. Gene Ontology annotation, cellular component: nucleus. Gene Ontology annotation, molecular function: RNA polymerase II cis-regulatory region sequence-specific DNA binding; DNA-binding transcription factor activity, RNA polymerase II-specific; protein dimerization activity. The record is from RefSeq and is a predicted model, not a curated record. Gene Ontology annotation, biological process: regulation of transcription by RNA polymerase II.
AGCAGCUAGUAUGGUUCGAAUGUAACGGACGAGGGAAUAGUUACUCAAUUUGCCGCAUGCGCGCUGCAGUGCACCGUCGCGGCGAGAAUGUUUCCGGCGAAACUCGUCGGCAAAGUUAUCUCAAUAACAUCGUGAAGGCUGGUUUAUGGUGAUUCGAAUGUGAAAAAGCUUUAACGGAGUGCUUCGUGAAAAUGCUUCUUGUUUCUACGUCGAUUAGUACGUUUUUACGGAUGCUCGGUCAAUGGACGCUUUCUCGGCCGUGAUAGGCGUCCUUCGUUCAAAGAAAAUUCGUAGACGUCAACCGUCUGCGACUGACGAUUGUCCUGCGAGCAUCCACGAUUAUCGUAUACGCGGAACAAUUUGAAUUUCGUGUUCGCGGAACCUCCUCUCUGAAUCUUGGUGGAAGAGUAGAAUUUUUUAAGGAUGACAAUAACAAUGGCGUCCCGUGUUAAUUACUUUAAUAGAGACUUUAAUUAUUCUUAUGUGUCUUUCUGAUGACUUACGUAUUACGAUCAAUCGAGAUAAUGAUCGUGCGCGAUCGCGAGUGUAUAGGUCAGUUGGAUGCUUACGCUUCAUUUAGAUAGCCUAUAAUUUGGGUCAGAAAAUGACAGGAGUCAGUGGGAUUAAAGGAAAACAACUUCCGCCGACAUUUAAGACGGCUACGCCCACCUCCAGGACCCAGCUCAAGCUUCAGCUUAUGAGAGAACAGCUACAGGAGCAAGAGAGAAGAGAGACUGAAUAUAGGCAAAGCUUGCAACAACAGAGACCAGCCGCUGCGCCGCCAAGACCGGUACCCCCUACGCCAUUGCCAACCAUUGGCGUAGACGUACCACCUCAAGUGCUGCAGGUUCGCACCCUCCUCGAGAAUCCAACGCGCUACCACGUAGUGCAGAAGCAGAAGAAUCAAGUGCGACAGUACUUGCACGAGUCCUUUCGUGCCGGUGGAAUCGAUGACGCAACGACCGGUAUCAUCAGCAGCGGCGGAGGUAGCGAAGGCGUCAUCGGUCCUGUCAUCGAAGGUGGAUGCACGCCCUCCGAUACCGGCCCCCCGCAUAUGCCGCCUAUGGGGGUACAAAGCGCGCCACCUGGACCAGCCGUUCAUCCACCGACACCUCAGCAUCCUCAUCUUGCGUCAUACCCACACGCGCCCGGGCUCCUACCCCACAGUCGUGGUCAUCCGAUGGCGCCGAGUCCAGAUCCUGCUACCGGUGCCAUGUCACCUGGAUUAUCCAGCGUGGCGACAAGCAACUCCGAGGCGGAGGAUCUCCUGGACGACAUAUUGUCCUUCGAAGCUGGCUCGUUAGGCGACGGGCUUAAGGACGGACAGAGCGGAAGUCUACCGAAUCUUCCGGAACUGCAGGUCAAACCGGAACCUUUGUUACUGACGGAUGCGGAAAUACACGCUCUGGCGAAAGAUCGGCAGAAAAAAGACAAUCACAAUAUGAUCGAGCGACGAAGACGGUUCAACAUCAACGACAGAAUCAAGGAACUCGGUACACUCUUACCCAAGACCAAUGACCCAUACUAUGAGAUCGUGAGGGACGUAAGGCCAAACAAAGGAACAAUCCUGAAGUCAUCGGUGGAGUAUAUAAAGUUAUUAAAGAACGAACUGACGAGGAUGAAGCAAAGUGAACUGAGGCACAAACAGUUGGAGCAUCAGAAUCGUCGGCUACUUCUGCGGGUUCAGGAACUCGAGCUUCAAGCCAAAGCCCAUGGACUUCCGGUUACGGAUUUCAGCUGGGCCACAACUUCCGGAACGGUCCUCAACACCUACGUCAAGAGUAAACCCGAUCAACGGAAGAUUGUAGAUGACAGUAGAGAAGCCGAGGCCCGGAAGUUCGUGUGGCAGAUGCCGGAAGUGGUUGCUGAGGAAGCGUCGACUUUGAGCAUGUCCCAGCUCGAAGACCUCAUGGAGGAUGACACUGGGGGACCCGUGCACGGUGGUGACCCAAUGCUCUCCUCGCCUAUUCUUCCGCCGUUAAGCCCACCGGCUCCAGCGUGCCAUCAUCCUCUACCUGACGAAGACACACUUGGCAGUCUUGCACCAACCACGUCGAACUCCUCGUCGGAUAUGGACAUCGUCGCGUAACCCAGAGCCCCUGGCGGACAUAACGAUUCCGCAGCGAAUGGUCAGGAACUUAGUUAAAGUAGACGACGACGAUGUUCCUUGAAGCCUCACGUCCUCAGGGAUGGACCUAGGGAGAUCAGGAGAGAGAGACUCAAGAUGGAUCCCUGGUGCGGUACAGUCCGUCCACGUGUUCGACAAGUGCCUGAACUUUUUAUUCCGUUUUACGAUCAGCGUUCUAGUAGCUAAUGGAGAUGAUCGUUCUAGUUGUUGAGGUCGAGAGAGAGAAACCGGUAAAACCUAUUGCGGAAAGUUCACCAGGUACUCGGGAACUCUAACGUUCGUCUCCUGGGAGUUCAAGGAAAUGCGUCCCCGUACGCGCUCUUCGAUAUAGGGUGAAUUAGGUUAGGUUCAUAGGUUAGACUGGGUAUAGUACGGCUCGCUGGAUCAUACAGUGGCAGGACGGGUAUGGCGAGCUUGUACCCAGAUCAGCUGAGAUACUCCGAAUUCCUGAAUGCGGGAAACCACGAAUUGAGAAAGCCGCAGGAAGGCUUCAAACUGAUAUUGGCGAGGAUCGUCGCGUAAAUACGUACAUUACGUAGGCGAGUGUAAUUUCUAGAAGCAUUCGUACAGUAGUAGCUUUUAUUUUUAAAGUUCACCGCUCUAUCUCAUCAGUUGAGGAUUACUUGCGUGUGUAAAGGGGUUAAUAUGUUUACCAAUAAAUCGGUCUAACCUAGCGCGAAUCCGUGGCUGACAGGUUAUUGCUACGGUUUUAUUUGUCUCGGUUUACUUUGCUGUAAAUUCGAGAUUUAUACGACCAUUAUUGUUUUUAACCAAUUUAACUUAUAAAUUGUCGCGUCGGUACUGUAGAAACGACUGGAGCGCUCCUCGCGGAUGUUUUUCCGAUUAAUCGCCAGGUUCUCUGGCGUUAAACGUGUUCGCAGCGUUUAUGGACGAAGCUUCGUUAACAGUCAAACGGUUUACGGGUGCUAAAUAGCUUUAUUAGAAUCAAUUUUGGAACCGCCUUGUAGUUUCUCUCGUUAAUAAACAUUAAGGGGGAGCAAAGGGGGGCCGGUUUCAUCGCGAGAUGUGUUCGUAAUAAAUUAAUAUGUCGCACUCGCGCUACUCGACGCUUACGCGCAAUCUUAACCUGAGACAGACGCCAUUAUUGUGUUGGGACUUAUUGACUGACUGUCCCACUUAUCUUUACUGGUAGGACCCAACGAAAUGGGGAGUAUUCAUUGUAGCUACACGUGCCGCUUAUUCUCGCCGAUUUUUAUGGAGUCGAGUCGUCCUCGCAUUACCGUCCCGACACCUGGCGUCGCCUAGGGAUUUCUUUCCAAUUUUCCAUGGAAUUUCUCACCCCUCUCCAUUCUCUCAGACAAUUUUCGCGGCAUUUCGUGCCAUUUUUUAUUUUACCCCAACGCACAAGAACAUUCGCAAACGAAUAACAAACCGGAUGCCGUGUAUGGAAGUUCCCUGUGAAAAUAAAGAAAUGAAAAGAGCGAAAGGUACAAAACAAACCGUGUAUAAUGUUGUAUUUAUAUAUUUCAUGCAAUACUAUAUAUCCGAUGGACGAUUAUAAAUAUUUGAUUUUUUUUUAUAACAAUCCUAUUGCAUUUUGACGAAGACGAUUUGUCAAUUAAAGGUCUCCUCGUAAUGGCAGCAGGUGUUUUUUUGUGGAAACGGUGCGAAUCGAUAACGUAACGGGCACGGUGGAUCGUGAUAGCAAUUGUAUUGUACAUUAUGCAUAAUUUUAUGUAAAUAUAUAGUAUAUGUACGAAACGAAACGAAUUCGUAUACUGCAGAGAUACCUGCGAUAUAUAUAUAUAUUUUUUGAAAUAUUUCAUGACCUUUUUGGGACGAACCUUAUUGUUAUACAUGCCAGUUUAUAUAUCACGACUCGAUAUUACCUCUUUAUAAAUACACAAGAUAUAUAUACAUGAAUGCGCGCGUGCAAGCGACGGCCGCGUAAUAACCAAAAUUUUAAGGCGCAAAAGGUAAAGAGAAGAAGCAAUAGAAACGAACGUGCAGGAGGAGUGGGGAGAGAAAUGAUCUUGAAUUUUCAUAGUUUAAUUAUCGAGUAUAAGUGGAUUCAUUGUUAAUGUUAUUGCUAUAUUAUUACAAUUGUUAAUGUGCUGUUACUACGUAUUUGUAGAUUUGUAAAUAGGCCGUAAAGGCGAAUCUUCAGCAAAAAAAAGAAACAUAAUUGUAUCGAGAUUCAGAAAAGAUUAUAUCGCAUAGUUAUUUUAUCUAUCAUUGUUACCACCUAUCGCACGCGUUGCGUGCGACUACAUGCUAUUGGAAGAAAGAGAAGGAAAAGAAAAAGAAAAGAAUUAUUGAUAGCAUUACUAAA